AUGCCGCCCCUCAGCCCGCUUGAUGAGGUGUGUACCGACAGAGAAGUACGAGGAGGCAUACGCUGCUUGUCGGAAGUAGAAGACGCGGAAAAUGACGAGAUUGACGAGAUUGAAGAUUACUAUGUACUGGAUGAGCCGCAGGUAAUCUUGUCUAGCGACGAAGAGGACCCCGAUACCAGCGACUCUGACGCUAGCGACGAAGAUAUGUUUGAUGACAGUGAUGAAGAGGAUCCCGCCGAUACAGGCGAUGAGGAACUGGACGUCAGCGACAAGGGCAAGUCAAGCGUGCGAGAAGAAGAAACACGAGAGGAAGCCGAGUAA
Messenger RNA from Alternaria arbusti, 321 nucleotides. RefSeq lists its product as uncharacterized. The transcript has 2 exons. NCBI's taxonomy places the organism in Eukaryota, Fungi, Ascomycota, Dothideomycetes, Pleosporales, Pleosporaceae. The record is from RefSeq and is a predicted model, not a curated record. The coding region runs from base 1 to 321 and encodes 106 amino acids.